This is a messenger RNA of Xyrichtys novacula (pearly razorfish), 21773 nucleotides long. The record is from the annotation of a GenBank genome assembly. Lineage: Eukaryota; Metazoa; Chordata; Actinopteri; Labriformes; Labridae.
GCCUGCCAGCCUAAACUCGGGACUUACACGACCCAAACUUCUUAGACAGCGUUUAAUAAAUUGUUCCGCGUGUCUGAACGGCAACACCGUUUCUCGGUGAAUGUGAUGUUCCCGAGCUCCGCCCGCUUGUACUGUCUAGGUACUAUUAAGAAACAAUCUCCGUCCGAGUUGUCGACGAAUCGUUUCAACCUCAGAGUCUUCUCUCCAUGCUGAAACCGUGCACACGUUUCUGGGCGAGGAAACCGUGGACGGCCGCAGCUCAGGCUCAGGCAGUUUUGCUGCAGGUUUGUUUGUCAUUUUGUGCCUGUUUUUCUUUUUUUUACGCGUGGCGUCAUGUCGCCUUUUUUGCUGGUAACGGUCCGCAAAUUGUAGCUCUAACGGAAGAGCUACGUGCGUGUCCGCUGUGUUCACGUUAUUUCUCGCUUGUGAAUGUUUUACAGUCGCAACGUGUCCACUGAAGAGCUGAGAGACACGCCUCGUUAACACAGACAGUAACCGGGUAGCUUAGCAGAGCUGCGAGCUUCAGCCAACUAAUGUCAACUCAAGCUAGCUAAUUUGGUCAGGUCAGGUGACAAACACGUUUACCUUUGAGCGCGUGAGGGGGGAUUGCGCAGUUUACUUUGUGCGUGUUCAUCCUGUAUCUUUUGUGCAUUCAUAAUUACCCUAACCAGUACUAGUUUAAAAUGCAUAAUUGUCUCCAUACUGUGCUGUUGCGCAUGUUUCAUUUGCACCUUCUGCCUGUUUUCAUCAAACGGGGGUAAAAGUGUCUAUAUGCAGAAAAUAAAAUGCAUACUUCUCAUUUCUAGCCAGUGUUUGCUUUUACUAACAAAGGCCUCAGUUAGGGGUGAUGCUCGCAGAAGUCCAACUUGCUUUGGCAGUGUGCAACUGGUAAUGGUGGGCGGUACAUGUGGGUGGAUGCACACACAUACAGUGGGGCUCCUGCAGGCGAGUUACACCAAGAAAGACCCUUGGGAGCAUGUUUCAAGUUCAGUCAGUCUCAGAUUCAAACUGGACUGCUCAGGCUUUAUUAAUGCUGCUAUAUUUAUACUUGAAUAUUCUCAAAAUGCCUCCAGAAAACACCUCUAGCUGUCACAUAUGAGCUUUAAGAAAUUCUAUCUUUACGCUUUGAUUUUGAUCUUUUUUUACUUCCGGCAUAAAAACAUACUUGAAAAUGUUUUAACAGUUUUCCAAUAUAGAUAUGUGCCAAAUGUGGUUAUUUUUUCAUAACCCGUAAUACCAAAAAUCUGGAUAGGAUUGUUUGAUAUUUUUUAUUCUCGCCUUUCUUUGAGGAAACAGCCUGAUUGUGUAAUGCCCCCCCUCCUCCCUUUUUUUCUUGCAGUUCCAGGGAGAGGAACCUGUUUGCAUUCUUCUGCAGGUGCAAGACAAUGGAGGUGAAAACUGAAAAGCAGGAAAAAGACAUCUCAUUCAGCAACUCUGACACAAAUGGUAAAAUAUCUCUUUGACAAAGAAAAAAAAACAUGCAUCGUUAAAAUGGUAUGAUCUCUUGCAUCAAAUAGAAAAUUACCUCAGUCUAUGCGGUGUUGUAUCCAAGUUGAAAUAUAGCAAAAGAUAUACCUGCUAAUAAUAAUAAUUUCACUAAAGGGAUGGAAAAGGGGGGGAAAAAGAACAAUUCUGGCUGGUUCUUGGUAGCAUGUGGACAUGUCAGAUGGUUGAGGGACUCUCCUGUCCAAGAUACUGCUGUUCAGAGAGCCCUGAGCAGAUCUGCCCAUGUUUUAAUCCAGGAAGAGGACAUGGUGGUGCUGGUCGCCUUCCAGGAUACAUUUGGCUGAAACCAGUUACCACUAUGAUUUAAUAUCUUUGCAAGUCAGUUUAACAUGCAAAUGGUUAUGAUUAAUGACUAUUUAUCAUACAUUUUAAUCUAAUUUGAUGUUUUUUUUCCACAAUUUUUCUAUAUUCUGCACAGAUAUUUGGUAAUAUUUGUUUUAUUAAUUAGAAUUUACUGUCAAAGCAUUUUGAUUUCCUCAUUAAAUAUACAAAUCCCAAUUUCAUUGAAGUUGGGAAAUUGUGAUAAACGUUAAUAAAAACAAUACAAUUAUUUGCAAAUCCUUUUCAACUAAUAUUCAAUCGAAUACACGACUAAGACAAGAUAUUUAAUGUUCAAACUCAUAAACUUAAUUUUUUUUUUGCAAAUAAUAAUUAACUCAGAAUUUCAUGGCUGCAACACGUGCCAAAGAAGUUAGGACAGGGGCAUGUUUCCCACUGUGUUACAUCACCUUUCCUUUUAACAACACUCAAUAAACGUUUGGGAACUGAGGAGACUAAUUGUUGAAGCUUUAAAGGUGGAAUUCUUUCCCAUUCUUGCUUGAUGUACAGCUUCAGUUGUUCAACAGUCCAGGGUGUCCGUUGUCGUAUUUUACGCUUCAUAAUGCGCCACACAUUUGCAAUGGGAGACAGGUCUGGACUGCAGGCAGGCCAGUCGAGUACCCGCACUCUUUUACUACGAAGCUACGCUGUUGUAACACGUGCAGAAUGUGGCUUGGCAUUGUCUUGCUGAAAUAAGCAGGAAGGGCGUCCAUGAAAAAGACGUUGCUUGGAUGGCAGCAUAUGUUGCUCCAGAUGUGUAAGUUACCGAUGCCUUGAGCACUAAUGCACCCCCAUACCAUCACAGAUGCUGGCUUUUGAACUUUGCAUCAAUAACAGUCCGGAUGGUUCUUUUCCUCUUUGGCCUGGAAGACACGACGUCCACUAUUUCCAAAAACAAUUUGAAAUGUGGACUCGUCAGACCACAGAACACUUUUCCACUUUGCACCAGUUCAUCUUAGAUGAGCUCGGGCCCAGAGAAGCCGGCGGCGUUUCUGGAUGUUGUUGAUAAAUGGCUUUCACUUUUCAUAGUAGAGUUUUAACUUGCAUUUAUAGAUGUAGCGACGAACUGUAUUUACUGACAGUGUUUUUCUGAAGUGUUCCUGAGCCCAUGUGGUGAUAUCCUUUACACAUUGAUGUUGGUUUUUGAUACGGUGCUGCCUGAGGGAUCGAAGGUCAGGGGCGUUCAAUGUUGGUUUCCGGCCGUGCCGCUUAAGUGCAGUGAUUUCUCCAGAUUCUCUGAAGCUUUUGAUGAUAUUAUGGACUGUAGAUGUUGAAAUCCCUAAAUUCCUUGCAAUUGUACUUUGAGAAACGUUCUUCAACUGUUUGACUAUUUGCUCACGCAGUUGUUCACAAAGUAGUGAACCUCGCCCCAUCCUUGCUUGUGAAUGACUGAGAAUUUUUGGGGAAGCUGCUUUUAUACCCAAUCAUGGCACCCACCUGUUCCCAAUCAGCCUGCUCACCUGUGGGAUGUUCCAAAUAGGUGUUUGAUGAGCAUUCCUCAAAUUUCUCAGUAUUUUUUGCCACCUUUCACAACUUCUUUGGCACGUGUUGCUGCCAUUAAAUUCUGAGUUAAUUAUUAUCUGCAAAAAAAAACUAAUGUUUAUGAGUUUGAACAUUAAAUAUUUUGUCUUUGUAGUGUAUUCAAUUGAAUAUAGGUUGAAAAGGACUUGCUAAUCAUUGUAUUCUGUUUUUAUUUACAUUUAUCACAAUUUUCCAACUUCAAUGAAAUUGGGUUUUGUAAAUAUUGACUAUGAAAAAUCAAAGCCUUGCGCUUCUGUACCGAAAAAUGCAGGAUUCAGCUGUCAUAGAGUUUGUUCCAGACUUAGAGGAAACAUGUUAGUAGUCUGUUUAAUUUAAAGUAGGUACAGAGUGUCCUUCCAGGUUAGUUUGACCCAAAUUGUCUUCUUCUCAGGUAAACGCCCAGCUGAGGACAUGGACGAGGAACAAACCUUCAAACGUUCUCGCAACGCGAACGAGAUGGUGGAGCUGCGUGUGCUGCUUCAGAGCAAAGUAAACACCAAUUCAAAAGCAUACUGACUUAACUAUUGAUGAAAGCGAUUUAUUACUAAGGGACAUCUGUUUUCUCACAGAAUGCCGGCGCUGUUAUUGGAAAGGGUGGAAAGAACAUAAAAGCUCUUCGCACAGACGUGAGUAAACGGGUAAAAUGAGGCCAGCGUUUCUGCUACAGAGGAGAGCAUUUUGGUUGCCAGUGCCCGAUUUGACUUGAAAGACUCAAACCUUGAUCCUUAAAAUGUUCCUUUCCGUGUUUCUCCCAACAAGGUUUUUAUUAUUUGACAUUAGCCCCUUUCACACAUAUGCAGAGUGUUACUCCUCACCCUAAGGCAGCCCUAUGCAACAGACAACUAUCAACAAAAUGACCUUUUUAAAGUCACAGUAAAUACUGUAAACAAUCCAAAUUAUGGAGUUUAUUGAUGAAUGACACACAGAUAACCCAAAACUUGAGUAAGCAACCAACUAAAAACCAAGAUAACAAACCGAAUACACAAAAGAGGCAUCAGGGCUGCAGUCCCUACUCCUCUCGACAAGUGAAACUCAUUAUCCCAGACAGUGAAUGACCUCAAAUAUUAUCCUCCGUCAAAAUGAGCAAUAUUCAACUUUCUGGCUACUGUCGGUUAACAUUCUUAACCUUUAGUUAAGUCCCGCCCACUGACAAAUAUCAGGCUCUCUAUUACUGCUAAAGGGUUCCAAACCCAUUCGGUUACCAUGACAACUGGUAGCACAUUUGGUUAGAAGUUGCUGGAUUACAGGGUCACUCUUGAAACUAAAACGCUGGCUUCCCACAGUGCAAAAUGUGACCAGUAUGCAUGGCAUUCGUAUAACUAUGCAUGUAUCACAGUGUUGCAGUGUAGUGCAAAAUGACCCAAGGGAAAAAUGUGACAAUUAAUUUUCUUUUUAUCUUAAAUGUAGGGCCCGACGAUUUUUAAAAUUUAUUGAGUUAAAAAAAAAAAUAUAUAUAUAUAUGUAAAUAUAUGUGUAUAUAUAUAUAUAUAUAUAUAUAUAUAUAUAUAUAUAUAUAUAUAUAUAUAUAUAUGUAUAUAUAUGUACUGUAGAUAUCUAUCCCCCGCCCCCCGCCGAUUGGUCCUCUGCGUCUUAACUCACGUUAUUUAUCUCCAGUCCGAUCUCAUCUGGAGACAUGCAGCUGCCUCAGUAAGAGAAGUAGCUCGAUCACAUAAUGUGUACUGUUGUUUUUUUUCUACCGUUACUGGCACGGCUAACAGUGUCGCAAGGCUAAUAGCAGGUGGCUAACUUUAGCUUGCAUAUUACAUGGUGCUUCACCGUUAACUUGGCGUGACCGAGACCAGCACAGCGGGGAACAUCGUGAAGUGGGUUGAACUGAAACUUGUUGACUUAUUGUGUAUUUCACAAACUGGUUUAUUUACCGUUGAGGUGGACCACUCUCCUCCGUGCGUCCCUGAGCUGCCUGCUUCAGAUCCGUCACUCUGCUGUGCUGUGAAGUAGUUAGUGGAUGAAGAUUGUCAUGAGGUCACUGUGCCAUCUACAGGAGAAGUCAAAUGGCGGAACAUUUUCGAAGGGAAACAGAAUCUUAUUGUUCGCAUUUUAUUUCUGAAAAUAUCGGCGAAAAUCUGCAAGUUUUGGCUGAUUAGCGAGUAGUCUCAAACGGGCUAAAAUUGGCCAAAUUAAACCCUACUGAAAUGUAACAGAGCCAACAAGCUUCAGGUGUGAAAACAGCCUAAAAAAUGUAGAAAGUAGUAGGUGUUUGUGUGUGAAAGGGGCUACAAAGAGGCAGCUUACAGAGUUAGAUGUACGUCACUUUUCUAUGACAGUGAAACAAAGAAGGCUCAUGUGGACGGUGAAGUUGGAUUUGGGUUUCAGUCUGGUUCCUCCCCAGUGUUGUAUUACCUUGAAGUGACACCUCGUUUCUUAAAGGGAUGUAGUACUUUUUUUUUUUUUUUUUACAGCACUCCAGACUUUGUUUAUACUCAUCCUUUUUCCAGGUCACUCUUCUUCUUCAGUCACCACAGUUCUCUCAUUCACUUUUGGGUCAAAGUGUAGCGUGUAUUCAAUUAAAAUGUAUUCCUUCUCCCCCUCUUCCCUUCUCCUGUACUUUUUAUUUUUGGCCACCUUCCUCCGUUGCCCAUGUACUGGAUCGACAUGCCCCUCCUGCGUUGGCCAAACCUCUGCCCGCCCCUGAUCGCCCGCCCACCUGACACCCCCGGUUGGCCCCGCCCAUAAACCGUGCCCCUCCCUAAACGGGCACCUAACUUGUGAUUGAAUGCCCCCGCCCAAUGCCAACCUCCUCCACCACAACCUCCACCACAACCACCACCACCUCCACCUCGGCCCAUGCAGUACAAUGCGAGUGUAUCAGUCCCAGACAGCAGUGGCCCAGAGCGGUAUGUCCCACCAGUUAUUGCCUCACUGCCUGAUUAGAACAGUGAAACUCAUGUCUUUGAUGAUUUGCCUUCUGUUUCAUUUUUAACAUUUUUAUAUAUACAUGACAGCAAAAACCCCUCCCCCCUCAAACACCCCCUUCUCCACCUGUAAGAAACAUGAAUUGUUCCCCUCUGAUUUAUAUGUCCAUCUUUUUAGUACCUCCAUUCAGUUGGACUUUUUGCCAUUACAGUGAAUUGUAAAUGCCAAAAACCACAGACAGCAGGGGCUGUACCUGACCUAGAAUUUUGUCAGUCGAAUCAGUCAUGGGUUGUCAUGGGAUGGGAUCCAGGCUGUUGGUUCUGUUUUUCACCAUAGUUCCACUCUAAAUGACAGCACCGGUAACAUGAGUCUAGGCCUGUCGCGAUAAUCAAUAAAUCGCCUUAUCGCUCGAUAAAUAAAAACGAGGUCGAUAACUUUGCCAGCCUCGAUAAUUGACGUGCGUUUGUUUUCCUCCUCUCUCGCUACCAAACACGCUGGAUGAGAGAAGAGGUCUCACUCUGCGCAUUGUUCUCGGCACCUGGGGGCGUUGGCUCUAUAGCGGAAUGAACGGAGUUAGUGAACCCUCCUGUCAGUCAUUCAGUGUCUUUGGCACGAGGGGGCUGGCGCGCACAGGCACACAGACACAGACUUUUUGGAUACAGUGCCGCAAGUGAGCGUCGUGAGUGAAAAGCAAGCUAACAGAAUGAACACGACAGCUUUGGUGUCUAAACCGAACGCAACAGCCCAAGUGUGGGAAUAUUUUGUUUUCGUCAACCACAAAACUCCACGUGUGUGUGCGCGCGCGUGCGUGUGUGUCUGUGUGUUGGAGGAGCACAGCAGGCUGAUGAGAGCUGUCAGAGCGGACUGAAGCUGCUCCUAUAUGUUUAGCGUUUAACUGACUGAGUUUUGCAACUCUGUUCGUCAUUUUCGUCUCGUCCCAUCAACGUAAACGCACUUUCGUCUCGUCACAUUUUAGUCAUCUCCGACUUAUGUUUAGCUCGUCAACGUUACGUCUUCGUCGUGGGAGAAAAGGGAAAUAUUUUAGUCAACGAAAACAACCAGUGUUGUUCUCGUGUGGAAAUUAAAGUUUAUCACUUUUGACAUGGUGUACUCGCAUUAUUAUGCCAUAUAAUAUCAUUAUCUAUAAUUUAAAAAAUUGUGUCAAUAAUAUCGUUUAUCGGCGAUAAUUUGUAGCACAAUUAUCGUCCAGCAAAAUUUGUUAUCGUGACAGGCCUACAUGAGUCUAAGGUUUGCUUUCAGACAUCAUCUGUCUUUUUACUUUUACCACUUUUACUAUGUUAUUGAACGGAAAUGCAGUGUGCUAGUGAGAUAAAGUGAGUGGCUCACAGAAGACCAAAGAGACACUGGGCAACAUCAUUGUGUUUUUAGAAACCUAGUCCUUUUGUCUCAUUAAAGGGAUAUUCCAGCGUGAAAUUAAGUGAGGGUCAAACACACCAUAACACCGCGUUAGACAGCCCGGCGAGAGAUGAAUGUUGGCGACUGCUUAAAAAUGAACUUAAAAUCUUGUGAAAUUGUUAUGAUAGAAAUCCUUUCCUAAACUUAGAAUUUCUUAGAACUUCCACUUAGCUGAGAAUUUCUCUCAGUGAAGUGAUUUUAUCUAUGAUCUAUGUACAGUCAGUGGUUCCAGUAAUCGGGUCUGUUGAUUUUGGAGAGGAAGAGUCCUCAGUGGAUAAUUCAAACCCCAUUGAAACCUCAUAAACAAGGGAAAGAAGCUUACACUCGGACAUAUUUUUGCUCUUUGUUGUUCUGUGUUCAGUGACGUGGCUAAAAACCCCAAUUGUACUUAUUUCGACUGGCAAAAUGUGAUUUGACUCUGGGUCUCCUUGAAUAGUAACUUAACUUACUUUGAGGGUGCAGCCCUACUUACCACCGACUACCAUGUAGUGGCAUUUAACCAUCAGGAACACAGUGGUUGGAAUUUACUUCUCCAUGCUGUGAUAUUUAAUUCAUCAACAGAACUUUUGAAAAGUAGACAUCUUCUUUCUCACUCUUUCCUCUGUGGUCCAUCUGGCCUCCCCCCUCCCCCUUCCACCCUCACCGUUUUCAGCAUCACUGUCCAUGAUUUCUGACAGAGCACUGGCUUCUGUCUGGAGGCUCACCCUGUCACUCAUUGAUAUCUCUUUUUUUAAUUGUGCUGCAUUCCUUCUGUUGAAUCUCUCUCAGGCCACAUCUGAUCAGAGCCGCCUGCUAAACCUGUCAUAACCCUCCCCCACCCCCAAAAUCUCCCCCCCCAACCCCUCCACCCCUGCCCCUGUCCUGUGCCACAAAGAAGUUGGUAACCAAACGCAUUCUCUUCUCCAACCCAACCCCUUUGCUGUGUUACUCUUCUCUCCUGCCCACCUCGUCUCCUCCUCCUCCUCACCUCAGCCCCCGAACUCUCCCCUCCCCUUCCCUCCCACCUCCUUACCCCCUCCCUCUCUCCCUCAAACCUCAGGUCACGAUGAAAAGGUGUGCUGGUGGUCCAGUUGUUACGUUUCAGUUUGUCACAGUCCUGUUCCCCAGCUUGCUGGUGGUGGGAUGGAAUAGAAGAUCUCUCUCUUUCUGUCACACCCCCUCCCCUCCAAGUCUGUGUGGCCUGUCUGAUGUUAAUUUCAGCCGUUUUGAAGCUGCCCAUCUUCCCUAGACUCUUACUUUAGUAAACAACAUCAGAUCAAGUGCAUGUGAACUGCUUAUGUAAUCAGUUCAUUGUUUGGAAAACUAUAGUUUUGCGUAGGUAGAGGACUUAAACUGUCUUCCUUUAUAAGAAUCUAUAUCCUUGACUGCUCCAAACAGUUUUUCUGACUUAUGCUUGACCUGUCCUUGUUGUAACACCUUGCUUCCUUUCGGCCAAAAUAUUUCCUGACAGAAUCCUGAGUGUGAAUGCCAGCAUCGACACUAUUGGAGAGAUCCUGCUGAAAAUUAUACCAACUUUAGAGGAGGUGAGCAACCACUUCGAUUACCUUAUUAGUUCUGUAUCAGACCAAUGAUGACACUCAGUAUGUUUACAUGACACUCAAGAAAAGCGACUUGUUGCCUUACUCUGAUUAAGACCGGACAACUGAAGUGCAUUCUUUGUCCGACUAUAAUCUGAGUUUGAGAACUCCGAUUAGAGUCGGAGAACUCAGAUUAAGACACCAAGAUAAUGCGAUUGGUAUUCGAUUUUCUCUACCAUGUAACCAUCGUAGUCGGAAUAUGAUAGGACAGUGCAUGUGCAUGGUGCCACGCCCCCGGAACCCCAGAACAAAGACACCAGAGAAGAGAAGUAAUGUGCACCUCAUCUGCAGAAAAAUGUUUUGUCGUACAUCAUGUACGACAAAAACAACGCUGUACGAUGCUCCAUCUUCUCUUCUCCAAAACGCCCAACAGCAGUUGUAGCCACCUCUGACGUCUGUCACGGACCUGCUGUUGCUGUUGGGUCAACCAGAAACAGCGCCGCUGAAAGACCUAUAAGCCCCCCUAGUUUUGGGGAGUAGGACACGUUCACGAUUUUCUCAGCUGCAUGUAACAAGGACAAGGAGAGAAGUCCGAUUCAGCGAAAAAAACGAAUUAUGCGCUUAGUCCGAUUAAGCUGUGCAUGUAAACGCACUGAUUGCCUCUUGGUAUUUGUUGCCUGUUGAAAUGAAAGGUUAGGGGUAAUGUAUUGUGAGCAGGUGUUGAUGUGAAAUUGAACCCAGUAAAGGUGAGCAAGGUAUCCUCAUUAAAUUCAGAAACGCCGUUUUAAAUCAAUGAUAAGAGUAGUCUCAGGCCUUUGUGAUACUACCCAUCAUGCUUUGUGUUUUUGUAGUACCAGCACUACAGUGGGAUGGAUUUUGACAGUGAGCUUCGCCUGCUCAUCCAUCAGAGCUUGGCAGGAGGCAUCAUUGGGGUAAAAGGUGCCAAAAUCAAGGAGCUGAGAGAGGUAGGAGAGUUAGUUGUUAAUGGUGUCUUAGGAGUUACAGUCGCUGCGAAGCCGAGAUGCUUUAAUGGAGUAUUUUAUUGAGAGUGUCGUCGGCUAAUUUAUCAGCUAAGCAAUAAAAAUGACUUUUAUUAUUGCCUGAAUUUGAGUCGUCAUGUUUUGAUGCACUAGAACACCCAGACCACCAUCAAGUUGUUCCAGGAGUGCUGUCCUCACUCCACAGACCGGGUGGUGUUGGUGGGGGGGAAGCCUGAGCGUGUCAUUGAAUGUAUCAAAGUGAUCCUUGAGCUGGUGUCAGAGGUGGGUCAAAUCUCCAAGAUCUAAUAAAAAUCAACAGAAUUUUAUAGUCAUUGUGCUUUACACCUAAAUCCAACACUGCCGGUGUGAUCUUUUCGCUAUAAUAGUUACAUCUUUUAUUCAACAGGCGCCAAUCAAAGGUCGCGCCCAGCCUUAUGACCCUAAUUUCUACGACGAGACAUACGACUACGGUGGUUUCACCAUGGUUUUUGAGGAGAGAGGCAGACGACCAAUGGGUGGCUUCCCCAUCCGUGUGCGCGGAGGCUUUGAGCGCAUGCCCCCUGUUCGUGGCAGCAGGCCUUUGCCACCUUCCAGAAGGGACUAUGAUGACAUGAGCCCCCGUCGGGGUCCUCCACCACCGCUGAGCAGAGGCGGACGAGGAGGCAGCAGAGCAAGAAACCUGCCUUUACCUCCACCACCGCCCCCAAGAGGAGGGUGAGGAGGAUUCCAGUUAUUGCUGAUGCUUUCACGCCGAUUUUGUAAAGAAAAAUAUUUCGAAUCUAUUCAGGAGUGACGCUGUAUGCCGCCUCGAUCAUAAAAUUCCCAUUUAUUUCUAAAUGAUCUUCUUGCUAUCUGGACCAGAAUCUUAAAGAAACAAUGAAUUUGACAUGUGUAUCAGGGCCCGACCGAUUUAACAGCGAGACAAUUAAAUCGGCCAAUUUUAACCCAUUUGAGACUAAUCAGUAAUCACCCAAAACUUACUGAUUUUCGCUGAUGUUUUCAGAAAUAAAAUGCGGAGAAUAAGAUUCUGUUUCACUUCGUAAAUGUUCCGCCAUUUGAAAAGUUCCCCGACUUAUCCUGUAGAUGGCGCAGCGACCUCAUGACAAUCUUGAUCCACUAACUACCUCACAGCACAGCAGAGUGACAGAUCUGCAGCAGGCAGCUCAGGGACAUACGGAGGAGAGUGGUCCGCCUCAACGGUAAAUAAACCAGUUUGUGAAAUACACAAUAAGUCAACAAGUUUCAGUUCAACCCACUUCACGAUGUUCCCCGCUGUGCUGGUCUUCGUCACGCCCGAGUUAACGGUGAAGCAUCAUGUAAAAUGCAAGCUAAAGUUAGAGUUAGCCACCUGCUAUUAGCCUUGCUACACUGUUAGCCGUGCCGGUAACGGUAGAAUAAACAAAAGUACACGUUACAUGAUCGAGCUACUUCUCUUACUGAGGCAGCUGCAUGUCUCCAGAUGAGACCGGACCGGAAAUGAGUAACGUGAGUUAAGACGUGGAGGCACCAAUCAGCACUGGGGUGGGGGUAGUUGAAAAUGCUUUUCUGGUCCGAGUUUGAUCAGUCGGUCUUCCUGUCGGCGUGAAGAGCAGUAGCCUACAGUAUAUCUACAGAUCUACAGUAUACUACAUAUAUAUGUAUUAUAACUUAAUAAAAAAAAAAUCUGCCGAUUAAUUGGUAAUCACAUCCCCCCCCCCCCUAAUAAUUGGUAUCGGCAUCAGCCCCAAAAAAUCCAUAUUGGUUAGACGCUAAUGUAUAUAUUGUAUUUUUUUCAUUCUAACUGUUUACAGAGGAGACCGGUUCUCACAUGGCAGCUAUCACAGCAGCAUGGACGACAGACCAAGGUGAAUACAAAUGACUGCUUCAUGGUGUCAGUGCACGGUUUAGAGAAAGUAUAUUUAUGCAUAUGUUUUUGUCCGCAGUGACAGAAGAGGCAGAGGAGACCGUUACGACAGCCUGGUGAGUGUUUCUUCUUAGUCUGAAGUAUUUCUCGUACUGAGUGUAGCAUGAGCACGGAGGCAUGGGCACUGUGCUGCUUUUACACUUUUACACUGUGCAUGCACACCCGUCUGUGCCUGUUGUUGCCUAGCAACAGUUGUCUCCUUGGUUACCACGGAGUAGCUGAGUACCCGUGCUAGCAAAUGAACUUGAGCUGAAACCAAAGCAAUACCUGAACAGGUUCCCUUCAGGACAACGCCGAAGUAAAAGGCAAAAGUGACGAGAGAGACACCACCAAGUCAGCCUGUUAAUUAUUGAGAUUUAUGGACCAACAUUUUAAGCAUGAAAACUCCUUACUUACUAAUAUGCAAAUUAAUAACAGCAGCAGCAGGAGCCUCCAGAGAUGACAAAUUACUGAAAUGAAACAAGAAGACAAGUCUAAGGCUGUGUUCACACUGCAGGUCAAUUCUUAUUUUUUAACCAUAUGUGACACAUAUGUGAUUUUUUUCAUGUAAGUGUGAACAGUGCAAUUCAGAUUUUUUCAAAUCCGACCCAGGCCUCUUUUGUAUGUGGAUAUAAAUCAGACAUGUAUCUGAUGUGACUGCAGUGUGGACGCUCAGGUCGCGUUCAUCCAACAUAUACGUCAACAAUAUGCGACAAACGUCACCACUGUUUGACAACACAAACAGGCGCGGAAAGCAAUUUGUGCUUUGUGCGCAUGCGGGUCACUUAAUGGACGCACUCCAUUCAUAUUAGUUACUGCGUUCGUUGUUGUAAUGUGAACGACCGCACAAAAAGAUCGGAUUUAACAAAAAAUCAGAAUCGUGCAUCAUAACCUGCAGAAUGAACAUCGCCCAAGAUAGUAAGAGAGGCUCAAAAGUGUUAGAAAUUUAACAUCUACUGUGUUUAUAAUGUUGAAAUAAAUCUUUGUUUUUAAUGGUCAUGCUCUUAUGUAAUAAUUCGAUCACUCUGUAUGGGCAAAGUACAACACAGCUCCAAAUGCCCUAGAUGUUCAUAUUUUGGUUAAGUAAAAGGGAAAAUGACUCACAUAUUUUCUCAAUCUGCUGGCUUAAAAAUAAUCUCAAGUAGUUAGAAAAGUUUUGAUAAUAACGACCCAGUUUAGAGCUCUCUUGCCUAAACUGCCACCUGUGACUAAUGUAAUGUAAAAUGGUUCCAUGAUGUAUCUCUUUUUACAACCUAUGUUUCUCCCCUCACCUCAUCUGCAUCCCACUUCUUCAGUGAACUAUAAAACCUGUUAUAGGCUCAUAUUCCUCUCACUUCAGACUAACCAGAAGUUUGAGAGCUGUGUGAGGUCUUCAAGUCUUUUGAUAAAAGCCCCCUCAGUGGCAACUUUAGGACAUACAGCUGGUUAGUUUUAUGUUGUACAGCUGGCUGGGAGUGCCCCUCUGCCAGAUGAAGUCUUCAUGGUCUGGUUCAAGAAGAUGCUCCUAAGAUUCCUCUGAGAUUUCCUCUAUACCGGCUAAUAGCAUCACACAGUUGCUUCGCAUUAAUUCGCUCCAGAUUUCAUCCUUUAGACCCCCCUCCUCCCUCACAUCCUGAAGGUGCUCUAUUGGAUUGAGAUCUAGUUACAGGAUUCCAUUAUAUUACUCUUCACUAAAAGCUCAUGUUUGCAGAAGCAGCUUUUGAUGGUUUGUAUAUUAUUCUGCUGGAAGAUGCCAUUUGGAGCCGGGUAGACUGCAGCCAUAUAGGAUGCAGAUGGACAUUAUGAGUACUUAGGGAGACUAUAACAUCUAAAUGACUGUAGUGAAGGCACGUGUCCUGCCAAAGCUUCCAUUUUUACUUUCUACAAAUCCUGAUGUCAUGAUUUUACCACUUUGAUAGGAAUUACAACGAUAUUUGUAUCUUUUUCUGGUUCACACUGGUGUGCUAAACCAGAGGCUUAGACUCGUCAGGGGGAAGUAUUGAACCAUGGUUGGUUAUUUUGCAGACCUGUUUGGAGGGUUGAAUUUCCCUGUGCUUUUAAACUUACUGGGCUGCUAAUCUGACUGUUAACUAUGCAGUGCUCUGAAAAGGAAGUCUGUUAGAUUGUUUUGCACCAACUAGAAAUAAAGAGAAGUUGGCCAUAAUUCCCAGAUGCACUCAUCAAUGUCACACCCUCCAGUGUUUUUUUUUCUCCUUAGAUCACUUUACCACAAAACAGAUGUUUUUAACUGCUUGACUUGCUUUUGCUCUGCUUCUGUUCAAAUGUACAAUUCCAGUUGAAUACAAUUGAAAAAUGUGCAGGAAAUGCUCAAUGCUGUGGAAUCAGCACAGGCUCAGAUCCCUGUGUAAAAUUUCCAGCAGCGUGCUGGAUCCUUGCCUUAGAUAAUCCGAUUGUUCUUGAUGCAGGAUGAUCCAGGACCAGCCAGGUUAUUUGUGUUUAAUACUGAGUGGGUACCAAGUGUUUGGUCUAUUAUUAUGUCACUAAAACAGUUUGUAUUUUUCUUCCCUCUAUCUAUCCUGACACGCAGAGUGGAGGCGGAUAUGGUGAGUGCUAAUUUUAUGUAAAUCCAGCACAGAUUUACAGUUUUGUCAUCAAAGAAAAACAUGUCUUUAUUUGUUAAAUUGGGUCAUACUUUAACUGAUUUUAGUUUCACAAAUGAUGUCCUGCAGGGACUUUGCUAUUGGCAAACAGUGUCUUUGUGUUAAGGUAACCUUUUAGGAGCGAAUGGAGUCUAUUAAAAAAGUUAUUUCUCUUAAUCAAUGUUUUAAUGUUAAAUACUGAGGAAAAUUCUUAAAAUGUGUAAAUUCAACCAUGUAUUUAUGUAGUAAGGCCAUAUAUCAUAGGUUAUUUAUUACCUUUGAUUAUUUUUUGCACCAUAAGGCGCACCAUCAAUGAACGUGUCUAUUCGUGUCUAUUUUCAUACAUAAGGCGCACCGGAUUAUAAAGCGCAUUAGUCAAACAAAGUGCUCUGACAAGUCAUCAGGCUGUGCAGCUUUGUAGCUUACCAAAGUUUUAAUAGAACAUUUUGACAGAUUUUUGAGCGCUGUGUACCACAUAAAAUUGGUUCGAGGUCAGUAAGCACAAGCAGAGUUCAUGCAUAAGGUGCACCUGAUUAUAAGGCGCACUGAGGAUUUUUGAGAAAAUUAAGUGUGCUUUACAGUGCGAAAAAUACGGUACUAUAUAUUUUUUAUAUUUUUGUUCCUCUACAGUUGUAUUAACUGCAUUAUGAUGCAGUGGUGUGAUGAAAAAGUGAUAAUAUACACUCACCGGCCACUUUAUUAGGUACACCAUGCUAGUAACGGGUUGGACCCCCUUUUGCCUUCAGAACUGCCUCAAUUCUUCGUGGCAUAGAUUCAACAAGGUGCUGGAAGCAUUCCUCAGAGAGCUUGGUCCAUAUUGACAUGAUGGCAUCACACAGUUGCCGCAGAUUUGUCGGCUGCACAUCCAUGAUGCGAAUCUCCCGUUCCACCACAUCCCAAAGAUGCUCUAUUGGAUUGAGAUCUGGUGACUGUGGAGGCCAUUUGAGUACAGUGAACUCAUUGUCAUGUUCAAGAAACCAGUCUGAGAUGAUUCCAGCUUUAUGACAUGGCGCAUUUUCCUGCUGAAAGUAGCCAUCAGAAGUUGGGUACAUUGUGGUCAUAAAGGGAUGGACAUGGUCAGCAACAAUACUCAGGUAGGCUGUGGCGUUGCAACGAUGCUCAAUUGGUACCAAGGGGCCCAAAGAGUGCCAAGAAAAUAUUCCCCACACCAUGACACCACCACCACCAGCCUGAACCGUUGAUACAAGGCAGGAUGGAUCCAUGCUUUCAUGUUGUUGACGCCAAAUUCUGAGCCUACCAUCCGAAUGUCGCAGCAGAAAUCGAGACUCAUCAGACCAGGCAACGUUUUUCCAAUCUUCUAUUGUCCAAUUUCGAUGAGCUUGUGCAAAUUGUAGCCUCAGUUUCCUGUUCUUAGCUGAAAGGAGUGGCACCCGGCGUGGUCUUCUGCUGCUGUAGCCCAUCUGCCUCAAAGUUCGACGUACUGUGCGUUCAGAGAUGCUCUUCUGCCUACCUUGGUUGUAACGGGUGGUUAUUUGAGUCACUGUUGCCUUUCUAUCAGCUCGAACCAGUCUGGCCAUUCUCCUCUGACCUCUGGCAUCAACAAGGCAUUUCCGCCCACAGAAGUGCCGCUCACUGGAUAUUUUUUCUUUUUCGGACCAUUCUCUGUAAACCCUAGAGAUGGUUGUGCGUGAAAAUCCCAGUAGAUCAGCAGUUUCUGAAAUACUCAGACCAGCCCUUCUGGCACCAACAACCAUGCCACGUUCAAAGUCACUCAAAUCACCUUUCUUCCCCAUACUGAUGCUCGGUUUGAACUGCAGGAGAUUGUCUUGACCAUGUCUACAUGCCUAAAUGCCGCCAUGUGAUUGGCUGAUUAGAAGUUAAAUGUUAACGAGCAGUUGGACAGGUGUACCUAAUAAAGUGGCCGGUGAGUGUAUAUCCUCUUUUAAGCAGAGUGACCUUCUGGUCCAGUUGUGGCUUUGUGUACUGCAUUAUUGCACAUCUACUGUUAUCUAAUGUCUCUGUUGUGUGCCUUCUGAAAUGUUUUGUAAUGCCAGCCACCAAAGUUUGUAUAUUAAAAAAUUCCUAUUAAAGCUUCUGUUAAGAACUUCUAUUGUGUUGAUUUUGGCGCCCUCUGUGGUCAAUUGAAAAACAAACAAAAAAAAACCUAAUGUUUUCUUUCAAUUCAUCAAGAAAUUCCCAUCAUAAAUCAACUAAUCCUUUACUCUGACACCGAUCCUCUGGCAGUGGUUUAAGGCGCUUAUAAUGACAUCCUAAAAAUGAUUCCUCUUCAGCCUUAUCACUCUGUUUGCUUCAAUUUAUCAUAGAGUGUCACUGGUAUGAAAUUCAGUCGGUUUCAGAACCAGUUUAAAAAAAAGUCACAGAAGCUUUAAAAAACUCAAACAUAUUUGAUUUAUUAUGUUUAAAACUUAUUUCUCUCUUUAGACAUUUGUUGUGUUUUUCCAUUGCCCUGCUUCUUAUCUUUGUCACCAUGGGGUAUUUUCAUAUUUCUCUUUUUCUUCUCUUUCUUUCAAAGACAACAACUCUUCCUGGGAGCACUUUCAGUCUGGUGAGUGGUGAUGGAUUUAAAGUGUCAAGUAUCUUGUUUGCUGACCUAAAGGGAUAGUUUCUUCUUCAUCUUGUUGUUUGUUUCUUUCACUCUUAAACUCACCUGAAAUGCUCUCUCUCACCUUUUGUUGUAGGUGGUCGAGGUUCUUACAGUGAUAUCGGAGGCCCCGUCAUCACAACACAAGUUACCAUCCCAAAAGAUGUAAAGUUAAAAUCAGAUCUCUCAGAAUCUCUUAAAAACCUCUUAAAUCUCACACUCAUGUUCAUUCAUGAUGUGUGUGUGUGUUUGCAGCUGGCCGGCUCCAUCAUUGGUAAGGGGGGCCAGAGGAUCAAGCAGAUCCGCCACGAGUCUGGGGCAUCCAUCAAGAUUGAUGAACCACUAGAGGGCUCUGAGGACCGUAUCAUUACCAUCACCGGGACUCAGGACCAGAUCCAGAAUGCCCAGUACCUUCUGCAGAACAGGCACGUCAAUCCUCUUCAGAGAUCUUCUCACAUGGAGCAGAGCGCUCCACCCUCUGAAAACCUGUAUGAUCAGCUGAAUGGAAGUUAUUUUUCUUCGUCUAUUUGAAUCAACUUUAUUUGUUGACGAAUGAAACACACACAAAUCUUAUUGUAAAGUACAUAAAACAAAUACAUGAUAGUUUGACAGGAUUAACUUUUACUACUUACUAUUUUUUGGUCCAAAACUAUGAAGAAAGUUAGCACUCCAAUGUGCUUCUUAUGUCUUUUACAAAAAAGUUAUUCUCUAAUAAUUAGGAGUUUUAAAAUGCAUUAGAUACAAAUCCCAAUUCCGUUGAAGUUGGUAAAUUGUGAUAAACGUUCAUAAAAACAGAAUACAAUGAUUUGCAAAUCCUAUUCAACCUAUAUUCAAUUGAAUACACUACAAAGACAAGAUAUUUAACGUUCCAACUCAAUUUUUUUUUUUUUUUUUUUUUGCAAAUAAUAAUCAACUCAGAAUUUCAUGGCUGCAACACAUGACAAAGUAGUUGGGACAGGGGCAUGUUUCCCACUGUGUUACAUGACCUUUCCUUUUAACAACACUCAAUAAACGUUUGGGAACUGAGGAGACUAAUUGUUGAAGCUUUGAAGGUGGAAUUCUUUCCCAUUCUUGCUUGAUGUACAGCUUCAGUUGUUCAACAGUCCAGGGUCUCCGUUGUCGUAUUUUACGCUUCAUAAUGUGCCACACAUUUUCAAUGGAAGACAGGUCUGGACUGCAGGCAGGCCAGUCGAGUACCCAUACUCUUUUACUAUGAAGCCACGCUGUUGUAACACGUGCAGAAUGUGGCUUGGCAUUGUCUUGCUGAAAUAAGCAGGAAGGGCGUCCAUGAAAAAGACGUUGCUUGGAUGGCAGCAUAUGUUGCUCCAAAACCUGUAUGUUCCUUUCAGCAUUAAUGUUGCCUUCACAGAUUUGUAAGUUACUGAUGCCUUGGGCACUAAUGCACCCCCAUACCAUCACAGAUGCUGGCUUUUGAACUUUGCAUCAAUAACAGUCCAGAUGGUUCUUUUCCUCUUUGGCCUGGAAGACACGACGUCCACUAUUUCCAAAAACAAUUUGAAAUGUGGACUCGUCAGACCACAGAAAACUUUUCCACUUUGCAUCAGUCCAUCUUAUAUGAGCUCGGGCCCAGAGAAGCUGGCGGUGUUUCUGGAUGUUGUUGAAAAAUGUCUUUCGCUUUGCAUAGUAGAGUUUUAACUUGCAUUUAUAGAUGUAGCGACGAACUGUAUUUACUGACAGUGUUUUUCUGAAGUGUUCCUGAGCCCAUGUGGUGAUAUCCUUUACACAUUCAUGUCGGUUUUUGAUACAGUGCCGCCUGAGGGAUCGAAGGUCACAGGCAUUCAAUGUUGGUUUCCGGCCGUGCCGCUUAUGUGCAGCGAUUUCUCUGGAUUCUCUGAACCUUUUGAUGAUAUUAUGGACGUAGAUGUUGAAAUCCCUAAAUUCCUUGCAAUUGUACUUUGAGAAAUGUUGUUCUUAAACUGUUCGACUACUUGCUCACGCAGUUGUUCACAAAGUAGUGAACCUCGCCCCAUCCUUGCUUGUGAAUGACUGAGAAUUUUGGGGGAAGCUGCUUUUAUACCCAAUCAUGGCACCCACCUGUUCCCAAUUAGCCUGCUCACCUGUGGGAUGUUCCAAACAGGUGUUUGAUGAGCAUUCCUCAAAUUUCUCAGUAUUUUUGCCACCUUUCCCAACUUCUUUCGCAUGUGUUGCAGCCAUCAAAUUCUAAAGUUAAUUAUUAUCUGCAAAAAAACUAAUGUUUAUGAGUUUGAACAUUAAAUAUCUUGUCUUUGUAGUGUAUACAAUUAACUAUAGGUUGAAAAGGAUUUUCAAAUCAUUGUAUUCUGUUAUUAUUUACAUUUAUCACAAUUUCCCAACUUCAUUGGAAUUGGGUUUUGUAUGUUUAAAAUAUUAAGGUUGUUUUUCUCACUUCAGUAUUUCAUCUUUGGAGCUUCUUCAGUCCACAGACACUCCCUUGUCUCACUAAAUGGCUAACCUGUUCCCAGCAGCCGCAUUCCUUCUCACACACGAAAUUUAUCCUGAGCCUUGACCUUGGGCUACUUCCUAUAACUUCCAGCCGUGCUUCAUAUGAAAUAUGCCUCACAGUUUUUUUGCUCCCAGCAUUAACAGCUAGUGACCUGUGUCAUGGUCCUGUUGAAAUAAAUAUUCUUAAUGUUGCAAAGUGUCCUUACGUUUUAUCUGUAUCUUAUUUCAGCGUGAGGCAGUACUCUGGACGGUUCUUCUGAGCAGGAGGAGGAGGAAAGAAGAAGAUUGAAGCCAUGCUGCCAAACUGUUUGCUCCUUCUAUUCAGAGUUACAUUCCUCUGCUUUGGGUAGACGUGUCCCCUCCUUUACAUAUCAAACAGUACAGCAUCUUUAAAUCCUACUUUUCAUUUUCAGGACUAUUCAAAAGAACCUCGAGCUGCCAAUUAUCAAACCAGUGUUUGACCUUUUUCUGUGCUGGUGUUAUUUUUAUUUAAUUUCUUAAGAGAUUUCUGUGCUGUCAAUGGAGUCAAUGCAUCCGUGAUAAACUUUCGGUGUUGUGAGAAAUGCUCCAGCCCUUCUCUCCCAUUAUAUCAGUUCAGCAUGCAGAAUGUAACCAUUUUGUAGGGCACUCUGUGUUUUUUUUCUUUUGUUAUUAACAGUGCCAAGCGUUCGGCACACUCUUUCAACAAACAUGCAUGGUCUAAGUGGUUACAGGGAGAAAACUGCUAAAGGCCUUACUUGCAGUUCUUUCAACAUAAAGGUUUAGAAUUAAUAAUUUUUCUAAUCCCAAGAAAAUUAAAAUCAUUUAUUUGUGAUAUCUGUUCAGUAUUUCUAAAAAUCUAAUUAUCACAACAAGUUAUAUAUGAAGCUUUUCACCUCAGUCAUGUCUUUAAAGCUUCUGUGAGGAAUUUCAGUUUAAUGUCAAUUUUGGCGCCCUCUCUGGACAAAGUGCUACAUCAUAUCUCUGAUGAUUUUGUCCCUUGCUUGUUAAAAUAGUGUUUUUUUUUAUAUUAAUCAAUCUUGAUGCUGAUUAUCAUGUUUGCUUUUGCAGGCUAUUUGAAGACGUCAGUACUGGUUUCAGUCCAUUUCAUAUCCAGUCAAAAACUCCUCAUAGAAGCUUUAAUUUUGGCUGGUAAAGCUUAUUUUUCAUUAUAACCAGUUAAUAAAUAUAAUCUUAAAAGUCCAAAAUAAAUAUUUCUGUCACAAUUUUUAUCAUAAUAAAAUGAAGCCCUCAAUCAUCUGACAAGAACACAAGAUAAUAAUGCCUAAUCUCAAAUUAUAUCAGAGUUAACAGAAGGGUUUUUUCACGAUUCAUGUUUUUUUCUUUACACAGUGAUAACCAAGACUACUUUUGAAAACCCAAUAUAUUUCUCAUACAAAGUAAGACUUCUUAUGGUAAUAUAAUAACUGAUCACGAGAAACUAGGAGAUUGUACCUUGAAUAAACACAAGAUGGUAUAGUUUUCUUCUCUUACAGGGACAACUCACUAUUUCAAUAACAGCAUUAAAAAAAAAUUAAAAAGGCUUUUAAGUUGAAGAACAAAUUAAAGAAAUAACACUACUUUUUACACAGUUUUUUUUUUUUUGCCAAAUAAAGUGCUUCUUGCAAAUGGGCUUUAAUAGAGUAGUUUGACAUUUUGGGAAAUGAGAGAUACCCCAAAAUAAGUGUGUGAGUGUAAUCUCCCCGGCAAACUCCAACAAACUUAUUUCCCAAAAUGUCAUCCUGCUUAUUUCAGUUUGAAAUAAACGAUUGGGUUUGGUACAGCAGAAAGAAAGUUUACUAAUGUUUUGUUUUUCAUUGUGAGACAAAGAUUUGUACAAAGUGUGUGUAUAUAGUGUAUUUACAUAGCUAGUAUUUCAUGAGUGGUUUGUUGGGAAACUUUCUCCUUUUUUUGGAGGAAUUGUGCCGUUGAAAGAGAUUUGUUCAUCUUUUAUUUCUGCCUUUUUUUUGUUUGUUUCUUUUGAUGGACUCACUGUAAUGCAGCCUUUAUCAGAUUGGUGGUUUUUAUUUCUAGAUUUUGUAAGCAUUUUAAAAGUUUUAUUUGAUGUGUGGAGUAUGCAGCUUUCUGAGUCCAGGAAUGGCAGUUGUUUUUUUUUCUGUCUGUUCAUAUCUGUAUCUCAGUGUCUGAUAUCUGUAGUAUCUGCAAGUGUUGACUAAAUAAACUCUGUGUUCUCAA